This is a messenger RNA of Aphanomyces invadans, 1570 nucleotides long. RefSeq lists its product as hypothetical. NCBI's taxonomy places the organism in Eukaryota, Oomycota, Saprolegniomycetes, Saprolegniales, Verrucalvaceae. The coding region runs from base 81 to 1445 and encodes 454 amino acids. The transcript has a single exon. The record is from RefSeq and is a predicted model, not a curated record. Gene Ontology annotation, molecular function: protein binding.
CUGGCCCCUCGGCAUUGCUCAAUUGGGACGGCGUGCGGGGCGGCGAGCACGGCAACCCACUUCGAUUCUGUUCUUGCAGAAUGCUCAUGAUGCCGCCGUGGCCCAUCUUUCGCACUUGCACCUCCCGUGUCUCCAACGUCCGCGACACUUCACACUGCACCAAGGAUAAACUCGACGCGACCGUCAUCUUGUGCCACACCAACGACGGUUUGUGCUGCGACGACCUCGUCGCGGCCGUCCUCGCAGGAAAUGCAGAUGAGAUCGCAAGGAUCCUCGACCAUCACGGGUGCGAAGUGAACCGCGCGUUCACGUGCCGUCCGGGCGACGUUUGUGUCUCCCCCCACUGCAUCCGACGGUCCAAGAUGCCUUCUACAAUUCAUGCACAACACUCGUACCGAUCUGUAUCGACCGACUUUCAGCCCACUUGUGGAUAUUCACUUCUUCAGCUCGCAAUCCAAGCAGGCCAAGUCGAGUCCGUCGAUGCACUGCUCAACGCCGGCGCCAACCCGGCCAUGCACCCUGAAACUACUCCCAGUGCUCUCGUCAUGGCACUUGCUCAAUCCGACGACAUGUUUCUUUCCGUGCUAAGGCACGUCAAGAUUGUCCACAACGACGCUGUCGAAGCUGUCAGUACAAAGGGAUCGCUUCCGCUCCUCUCAGCGAUGUCCAGCCGCAUGUCCUGCGCGCAGCGCGUCAAGGCCCUCUCAGUCGCCGCCGCCAACCAGCAUCUGCACCUAGUCCAGCACCUGAUGGACUCUGGGGACGAUAUCGUCAUCCAGCGCGGUCUGCAUGCCAUGGUUCAGCAAGGGUGCCUCGCCCUUGUGCGACACGUCGUCAAGUGCUACGGCCCGUCCGUGUUGUUGUAUUGCGAACCGAAUAAGAUGGGCGACAGCCUCCUGCACACCGCUUGCCGCGCCAACCAGCCAGACAUCAUCAAGUAUCUCAUCCGGUGCGGGGUCGACGUGAAUGCCCCCAAUGCGAUCGGGGUCUCGGCGCUGUACAUGUGCAGCGCAUUGGGAUCCGACAUUGCCGUCCACAUGCUCAUGAAGGCUGGGGCUCAGCCCCAAGGCGCAUUGGGUCCCCAGGGCGACACGGCCCUGCACGUCGCUGUCCAGGAGAACCAUCUCCAAACGGCCCGCCUCUUGAUCCACGGCGGGGCCCCACUCGACGCUCCCAACCACCAAGGCAACACCCCCCUCCACGUUGCCUGCAUGCAAGGACAUGCCAAGGUGGCCGCAUACCUUGUCCGCAAAGGAGCGAGUCUCCAAGCGUCCAACACGAAUGGAGAAACUCCACUGGUGAAGGCGUGCCAGAUGAACCAUCGGCGUGUAGUGGACCUCCUCGUCAGCCACGGCGACAAGACCAAAGGCCUUGCCUACUACGACGUCAUGCGUGGCGGGCGCCACAAGAUUUCCCACAAGGCAACCGGCUGCGAAUGGUGCUAGUUUUGCUUAACUUAUUCCUAUUUAUUGGUUUCGACUUCCGGUGGAAGAGUCGACAUCUCGAAUUCGUGUUGGCCGCUUCCAUAUCGCCUCGGCGCAUGCACAGCUCCACCCAUUUUGGCGCGGAG